AGCGUUCUAGCGUAGAAACUGAGUUCCAUGUCUAGACGGCGGAGGAGGGUUGUCAGUGCUACUGGUCAGACACAGAGGAGGAGGAGGUUUCGGUGAACCUCAUUCGAUACCGGAGCGAGUGUUUUCGUGCUCGAGCGGAAAGGUCUCGUGAAUCACAACAUCGCGCCGCUUCUCCGUACCGAGCGUGACUUUAUCCAGCUGAUCCUCGCGAUAACACUGCGUGGCCAGGGGCGAGUCCUCGGAGCCAUUCGGCACGAGAAACUCCACGAACUCAGGAAAGGAGGAUGGCGUCGACUGUAUGCCAAGCAUUGGCCCUUUACGAGUACGAAGCCAAGGACGAUAGACUUCUGAAUCUGCGGCAGGAUCAGAGCUUGAUUGUCAUCGAGAAGCUAUCGAGGGACCCGAAUUGGUUGUAUGCCAUCACCGCCGACGGACUCACAGGGUUCGUGCCCUCGAACUACGUCUUCAAAUCUACUGAGCUGGACACUCAGUUGGCAGAUAGGACCUUAUCCGCCUUACAAAAGACUUCAGAAACCCACAAUGAAUUCCAGAAGAAAGCCGUCAGGUGUCUGCGCGAGAAAAUGGCCCUGUCCCGUCUGAACUCGGACUGGCUCUCGGAGAAUUUGUGGGAUCCCCAGCAAGUGGCAAGAGAAAUGGUCGAUCAAGUUCAGGCCGCCACGAAACUCAGUCCGCAGAUGUCGAAAACCGUUGUCCGGAUCGUCUUGGACAAGGUGGCGGAAACAAUGCCGAGCACGUUGCAAUCCAAUUUAUGGCGGGCCUUGAUGUCGAAGAUCGAGACCCUGAGUACCACCUCAGACUUUGAGCGACUCACAGAAGUGUUCAAGGGCUUGUACCUCACUAAAAAUGAUGAGCAGCAACGCUCUUGGCCUCUGCAUCAGGACGAGAACACGAUCAACACGAUGUUGGAGCAACUAUACUCAAUGCUCGUGGAGAUAGACUCAAAAACUUGCGCGAGAGUUCUCGCUUCAGAGAACUACGAAUACAUCACCACGCUGGUGGCGUAUUAUCAAAUGGAAACCAGGCACUCACUACGUGUUUGGAUGCUACGGGUAUUCCUCACGUGUUGUGAACUUGACUACUGUGUUGUGUCGGUCCUUCUCCACUCCAUCCUUCCCAUGGAACUUGCUCGGGAUCUCCAGACACAACCCGACCUUGAGCGAUUCAAAUACUCUCUGUUGCUCCUAACGGUGAUUUUCUGUACCGGAGAAAAGCCACCGAACGAUGUCUACGGCCAAGUCAACGAAACGUUCAUCGACUUCCUCUUGGAACGGAUUGAGAAACCUGUCGACGACGAUCAAGAGCUCGCCGAGCUGUGCGUGGGUGUCCUACUCGCGAUAAGUUUGACAGCGAGUGAUUUCGUGAUGGAAAAGCUCUUGAAGACCGAACAGCCUCUACAGUGCCUCACGCAAAAGUUACUCCUGCUGAUAAAUAGGGAGGACGAUCCUACCAAGAUCCUGAACCACACGGAACUGAGCGCCCGACCGACAAACUCUGUGAUGAACAUGUUGAUCUGUUUAUUUUCUGAGCACAAAACCGCCGACCUCUUCUAUCUGAACGACCUCCACGUACUAAUUGAUAUAAUUGCCCGACAAUUGGCCGACACUCAGCCGACGGAUGAGCGACGGGCAGAUUAUCUGCAGCUCAUCGAGAAUAUCAUAAACCAGGGCUGUUACCAGGGUCAUAGGUUCACUCAACUCGAAAAAUGCUUCACGGAGAUUUUGAAUUGUUCGGAGAGUCUCGACAGCCACGUGAAGCUUGUGCGCCGGAUUCAGGAGAGCGGAAAAUUCAAACCUUCUUGAGCUUUCGUUUCGAGCAAAACUGUAUCGCAGUGCGAUCCAGGGAGUUGAGCAUCGGAAGCAGCAUCUGCGCGUCGCGGUACCGAAAUCCGCGCUGAGGUUCUGAGUUCGCGUUCCAUUACCGACAUUCCUAGUCAAAUCUUGUGUUACUUAAUCAUUUCAAGAGCGAGAUAUUAGACUCGUUUUUCGACUUGGACUUGAUUCUCUCCUACGGAGGCAAUUCGCUCUCCGACUCAAUGUGUUUCUUCUGUGAACUCUUGUUUACGAUACGGAAACGAAGCGAAACAGGAGUUCGGGACUCAGUCAACACCUAAAUGGAGAUCAAUACUCGACAGAAUAGAUACUUCAAUAUAGUUGUGUAUUUCAUCGAGAAUACAGAGAACCAAAGACUCAUUUUUUCUUGAAAUAGCAUACACGUGCCAGACAUCCAGAGCUUCCCGGGGGAAUGGAUUGGAAUCUCCACAAAAAUCCCUUCUGAGAGGAUUUACUAAUAAAAAGGAUCGA
This is a messenger RNA of Galendromus occidentalis (western predatory mite), 2321 nucleotides long. Its product is annotated as NCK-interacting protein with SH3 domain. Gene Ontology annotation, molecular function: Arp2/3 complex binding; protein binding. Lineage: Eukaryota; Metazoa; Arthropoda; Arachnida; Mesostigmata; Phytoseiidae. The coding region runs from base 285 to 1820 and encodes 511 amino acids. The record is from RefSeq and is a predicted model, not a curated record. The transcript has 8 exons. Gene Ontology annotation, biological process: endocytosis.